ACUAGUCUGUGAUCUCUACUCUCUACAGAUACUAGAAUUUGAUUGCUAUUAAUUUGUCAUAAAUAUAUUUUAUUUCUGCUUACAGUUACCGCUAUAGAUGUUUGUUCUUAUUUUUGAUAGUGCUUUCUAAUAUUUAGAAAAAGAUUAUUGCUCCACUCAUGAACAUAAAGCAAGCGUUAAAAAAAAAUAUUUCGCGACAGAGUGGCUGGCGGUUGUCUCAUCUCGAUUGACUGUUUUUUUUCUAACUUGAUAUAUUAACUUGAAACAAAGAAUUGUACUUAUUUUCGAAGGCCUACGUCAUGCGAGAUAUUGAAAAAUGGAUGAAAGUGUGAUGAUUUGCCAUGACCGUCAGUACCUAAUAUCGGACAAGAGUUCGGAUCUGACGGUGCAAGCUCUUUGUGGAUGGACGACACCCUUCCAGUGUCUCGCGAGCCUGUUCCGACACUCAGCCCCGACGCGGUUACGCCACCCCGGCCCUCCACAGCAUACCCUAGCCAUGUCACCACUGAUCUUCCCUUUAUAAGCAACAUGGAAGAAAUAUCAUUUUGGAUCACCACCAAACAAGCACCUUGCCUAUAUAACUAUGACAAUGUGAUAAAAAGACAAUGUGAACAAGCACAACGCUCCAAACCCAAAAGUGUUCAAAGUAUGCUAUUAGGGAUCUCCCCCAAGAAGAAAAAGAAACGAAAGUUGUCUUUGCUCGAUGAUGAAUCUGUAUCUACAGGAAAACAACAAAAUGUAUAUUUUGAUUCUUCUCAAAAUAAGACUCAGCCUAUAGUGUUGGACAGCUGUAAAUCUGAUACCUUUGGGUCUGAUUUAGAUUUCAAUAUUAAAAGUCCAUCAAUGAGAAAUAAAUCAAAAAGAGCUAAACUGAAUAAAUCUAAUAGAACAACUGUACAUAAGAGAAAUAAAAUUGCAACUUCCACUCCUAAAGCAGCAGGCACUUUGAGGAGAAGCUUACGUAAAACACAGAGGAAUAUUAAAAACAACAGUCAUCUUAAUGACUCAUUUGAAGUGUUUAAUUGUGAAAUAAUCAAUAGUAAUAAUACUAACAACAUUGAUUCUGGAAAAGAAAGCGCACCUAAGGCUAAAAAAUCCUCUGCAAUAUUCACUAGUGGGGAUCAAAGUAGUCCAAAGCAAAAAUUCAAUAAAACAGCUAAACUAAUCAGAUCAAAUAACGGUCAAUUAGAUGAUAUGAGCGAUGUGUCUGGUUUUACUGCUAAUUAUAUACGAUCUACCAAAAUACAUUCUUCUAAAAAAUUGAGGAUUACAAGCAGCAAACGAGGCAGAAAUUUAAUGAAAGCAUCACAAGACAUAGGUAAAAAACAUGACAAUUCAUUGAUAAUUUGUUUAAAUAAAUCUGUGAAUACUGGAAUGUCCAAAGCUCCCUUAAUGAAUUCCAGUAUGGAUUCAUCCCAAAAUGUUUUGAAUUUGGUGACGCUAAAAAACAAUGACAAAUCUACAAAGGUAAGUAGAAGCACAUCUCUAUUGAAAUUCAUGGAUGCAAGAAAUGGAAAUAAUAAAUCUUCCAAUAAUAUGGAUGACAAGGGGAUAGCAUCGAACAACAUCAAUGUUUCAUUUAAUUCCAAAAGUAGUAUCACAUCAAGAUAUCCUAUUAGGCACAAGAACAGUUUAGCUGACGGUAUGUCUCCAAUUAACUAUACAAAAAAAUGUUCACUGGUGGUAGAUAAUAGAGUCGAUAAAAACACAAAUGAUUUUAAUGAUUCAGAUCGUAAAGAGAAUCCAGUAGAAAAUAUGGUGUCAAGAACGAGGAGCGGCAAGUGUAUUGGUCUCAUGCUAAGACAACCUGAGAACUCUGUGUUAGUUCUCAGCAAUUCUGUAGAUCCAGUGAGCUCUUUAACUAGUAUUAAUGUUGCAUCACCUAAUGUUCGAACAGGGAGCAGAUCUAAAAGAAGGGGUUGUAUGCUAACAAAAGCAUUAGAUAGUGCUAAGAAGAAAAACAGAAAUGAACACAGAGGAUCUCUGAGAGAUAAAAGUGGUUUCACAGCAUGUUUUUCAGAUAGCGAUGAGGACUAUCUACCGAUAAAACAUAAGAAAUUUUUCUGUUAACACAUCGCAAUGAUUGUAAUAGUAAAGACUGUAAUUAGAUAGUAUCAUUUGGGAAUCAUGCAUAUAAACUGGUUUUUGGAUUAUAAUAAAAAUAAUACUUGUAGUCCCUUGUAGUAUGUUUGAUAGGUGUGUUAUGGUGCUGGCAGCUUUCCCUGAAAAGGUGUUUGUCUGUCUGUUCAGUGCCUCUUUCCAGCUAUUGCAUAUUAUAUAAUAUACUCAAAUAUUGUAUUGGUAAUCUAUUUUGGUCAUGUCCACAUUUUGUGAUACACAAUAGAUUCAAUGUAAAACAAAUUCAUUUAUUGCUGAUUGAUGCAUGUGUGUGUGACACAAAUGAAUUUUUGUUUUUUAAAUUGUUUUAAGAAGUGCCAUUUUAUAUUUAUAAUGUUUAUAGAUACCUAUCUAUUUCCCCAUGACUGUAAUAUUAAUUAGUUACUAUUUUAAAACUAGGAAUAGAUAUUUAAAUAUCAAAAUUUUGUGUAAUAUAUUGCUUUUAUGUAUUUAAUUUUGCAUAUUAAAUUUAUUGUUAUGC
Molecule: messenger RNA, 2599 nt
Organism: Diatraea saccharalis (sugarcane borer)
Lineage: Eukaryota; Metazoa; Arthropoda; Insecta; Lepidoptera; Crambidae
Source: the annotation of a GenBank genome assembly